CAAAUGGAAGUUGAUGGAUGUACAAUAGAAGAAAUUUCGAAGGCUGUUGACGUUGGGAGUUUUGAAUUUCGUCAAAUGGUUGGUAGAUUGGCGAGUGCUUUUGGACUUGUUCAGCAUCCUGAUCCUCUUAUUACACUUAAAGCUAUUGAGGCGCGAAUGUCAGCAAUUAAUGAACAAAAGAUACAUUUGGAUGAACUUAAGAAAAAUCCACAUCAAAUAAAUCCUUUGAACACCGUUCCAUUAGGAACUGAAACAACUAAUUCACAAAAAGUGGAUGAUGGUGUUCGUUUACUUCGAUUAUUACAUGGCGCUAGAAUUAGAGAAUUACAAACAAAAAUUAAUGAAUUAAUGGCUGAUGUUCAAAAAGUAACUGCAAGUCCUCGUUGUGAUUUGAGUCUUGGACGUAUGAAGCGAUUUAAACCAAAUAUUUUAAUUACUGGUACCCCUGCAACAGGAAAGACGACUUUAGCCAAAAAAGAGAAUUUCUUUGAUGGAUAUGAUGAACGUUUAGAGACGCAUAUUUUGGAUGAAGAUAAAUUACUUGAUCAUUUACAGGAGCGAUUAGAUUCUGAAGAGGGUGGUUACAUAUUAGACUAUCAUUCUUCAGAACUUUUUCCUAAACGUUGGUUUGAUUUUAUUUUUGUUUUACGAUGUGAUACUCAACAACUUUUUGAUCGACUAACUGACAGAGGUUAUUCUGACGUAAAAAGAAGAGAAAAUAUUGAAUGUGAAAUUUUUGGAACUAUUGCUGAGGAGACACGGGAAAGUUAUGAUAAAGAUAUUAUUUUUGAAUUAAAUAAUACUGAAAAAGAAGAUUUGGGAAAAAAUAUUUUAGAAAUUACAAAAAUUGUUGGAAAAUAUAUUUAA
Molecule: messenger RNA, 867 nt
Organism: Meloidogyne enterolobii
Lineage: Eukaryota; Metazoa; Nematoda; Chromadorea; Rhabditida; Meloidogynidae
Source: the annotation of a GenBank genome assembly